Messenger RNA from Ogataea philodendri, 888 nucleotides. RefSeq lists its product as uncharacterized. The transcript has a single exon. Gene Ontology annotation, molecular function: protein farnesyltransferase activity; CAAX-protein geranylgeranyltransferase activity. The record is from RefSeq and is a predicted model, not a curated record. The coding region runs from base 1 to 888 and encodes 295 amino acids. Gene Ontology annotation, biological process: protein farnesylation; protein geranylgeranylation. NCBI's taxonomy places the organism in Eukaryota, Fungi, Ascomycota, Pichiomycetes, Pichiales, Pichiaceae. Gene Ontology annotation, cellular component: protein farnesyltransferase complex; CAAX-protein geranylgeranyltransferase complex; cytoplasm.
AUGUAUGAUUAUUCCGACGUUAUGGUGGACGAGCCUCUGAGGCCGUCUCCCGUGUGCCAGAUCUUGUACACGGACGAAUUCAAGGAACUGAUCUCUAUUGCCAAAGGUUUGAUGCAGAAAGACGAACAUUCUGAGCGGGCAUUGGCAUUGACAGAAAGAGUGAUCAAAAAGGUCGCAGCCCAUUAUACCAUCUGGAGCUACCGGUUCAACAUCGUGCAGGACCUAGAAGGGUUUGAUCUUCAGAAAGAGCUGGACUGGUGUGCACAGAUCGCCCUCAACAACCCGAAAAACUACCAGAUCUGGCACUACCGGUCGCUCAUCAUCGAAUUGAUUCUCAAAAGAAAGGGAACGAUCCCUUUGGAAAACGAGUACUCCAUCUUGAAACAAAUGUUGGACCAGGACUCAAAGAACUACCACGUGUGGUCGUACCGUCGCUGGCUCGUGGAGAAGUUUGAUUUGUUCCGAACGGACUCGGAACUGUCCUACACCGAGGAAAUGCUGGCCGCAGACGUGAGAAACAACUCGGCCUGGAACCACCGUUUUUACGUCUUGCUUGGCAACAAGAAGGGUUUACCCGAUAAUUUGCUCAAUAAGGAGCUGGAGUUUGUUCAGGACAAAAUCCGAUUGGCCCCUACAAACCCCUCGUCUUGGAAUUACAUCAAAGGCAUCUAUUUUAAGCUGGGAAUGGACAUCUCGAACCUCGAGCCCUUGGCAACCACAUACACCGACCUCAAGGCUAUCUACUCGCUGUUUGCAUUUGAACUCCUGGCAGAGAUCUCUGUCAAACAGCACAAAUCGGAAAAAGCAGUCGAAUUAUACACUUUGCUGCAAGAUAUGGAUGGUAUCAGAAAAAGAUACUGGCAGUGGAAGAUUGACCAAUUGGCCUAG